GGAAACUUUUAAAGAGAAGCAGCCUGCGAAUUUUUCUUGUCCAUCGUGAAUGCCAGUGUCUAAUCUCGCUCAUAUCACCCUCGUUUCUCUGUCAUUCUCUCUCUAUCUCUCUCCCACCCAUUUCUCUGUAGCAUAAUUGUUUCCGCGAUAGAAUUGCUAAAAGAUAGCGCUAAAGAAAAACCAAAUGAGGAGAGGACUCCAGAGAGAGGUUCGUCUGCUCGAUUAUAGAGCCGCGUGAGCACCGUUGGUUUUAUCUUUGGCGGAAAGAAGGAAGCGGUGGAGAGAAUGGUGGCCGGUGGUGUUGACGAGAAGAGUUUGAUAAGUUUCAUCAUGGAGAACAGUUGCGGUGUUCUGCUCCGAGAGCUUCAGAACAUCUGGGCUGAGAUUGGGGAAAGCAAACCAGACCAAGACAAAAUACUGUUAGAGAUUGAAAACGAAUGCCUGCAACUCUACCAGAGAAAAGUUGAUGAGGCCACCUGUUCGAAGGCACGGCUAUAUCAGUUGGUGGCAGCUAAAGAAGCAGAGUUAGCUGCUCUCAUGGCGUCCCUUGGUGAACAAACUCCGUAUUCUCAGGCAGAGAAAAGAGUGUCAUCAUUGAAAGAAAAGCUUGCUGCAAUUACCCCUUUAUUGGAAGAUCUUAAAGUGAGAAAAGAAGAAAGGAUCAAACAAUUUGUUGAUGUACAGUUAAAGAUCGAGAAAAUUACUGCUGAGAUAACAGAGAAUGGUCGUAAUAGUAAUGUUGCAUGUGAAGAGCAAGACCUUUCAACGAGAAAGCUUAAUGAAUACCAAACGCAGCUUCACACACUCCAGAAGGAGAAGUCGGAUCGUCUCCAAAAGGUUCUGGACUACACAAAUGAAGUGCAUUCCUUGUGUGGUGUGCUUGGGCUAGAAUUCAGGAAGAUAGUCGCUGAGGUACACCCCAGUCUACGUGAGACCAGCUCUGAAGAAUACACAAAUAUCAGCACUAAGACACUUAAUGGUUUAUUUCAAGCCGUCAUUAAACUAAAGGAAGAAAGAAAGACUCGAACUUACAAGUUGCGGGAAACUUUGAAAUCACUGCUUGAACUCUGGAAAUUGAUGGAUUCAUCUGAAAACGAGAAGCAUCAUUUUGGGAAAGUCACUUGCAUCCUUGAUUCACCUUAUGGUGAAAUUACUGAGCCAGGUCUUCUAUCAUUGGAUAUCAUCAAGCAGAUAGAAACUGAGGUAGAAAGGCUGACAGAAUUGAAAGCCAGCAGAAUGAAAGAUCUUGUUCUCAAGAGAAGGUUAGAAUUGGAAGAAGUUUGCAGAAGAGCACAUAUUGAGCCUGAUAUGAGUACUGCUCCUGAAAAGACUACUGCAUUGAUAGAUUCUGGUCUUGUGGAUCCUACAGAACUUGUAGCUAACAUUGAAGCUCAAAUUAUGAAGGCAAGAGAGGAAUCUGUAGGCAGGAAGGAGAUUAUAGACAGGAUCAACAGGUGGCUUUUUGCUUGUGAAGAAGAAAAUUGGCUCGAAGAGUACAGCCAAGAUGAGAAUCGAUAUAGUGCUGGGAAAGGAGCUCAUCUAAACCUUAAACGUGCAGAAAAGGCGCGGGUGAUUGUAAACAAAAUUCCAGCUAUUGUUGACAAUCUUAUACUGAAAACCUUUGCUUGGGAGGACCAGAAAAAUAUGCCCUUUUUGUAUGAUGGGGUUCGUUUGAUAUCUAUACUUGAGGAAUAUAGACUGACUAGGAAGCAAAAAGAGGCUGCUAAAAGGCAAUAUAAGGAUCGCAAGAAGUUAUACGGUCCUCUUGAAAAAGAAUCAGUGUAUGGCUCCAAACCAAGCUCAAGGAGGAGUAACAGUUUAAAUUCUGAGAUGACUGGGUAUCAUAUGGAUGUAAAUGGAUUCAUGACUCAGACUCCUCGUAAACUAACUGUAGGAUGCGCAACUCCUAAGCUUCUGAGCCCACGUUCAUAUUCCAGUCGCCGUAACAGAUAUUUUAGGGAUAUUAGACGGUUAUCAUCUACGCAUUUGAAUUUUGUUAACUUACCAAGAGAAGAUACCUCAUCUUCGUUUGCAUCCAUUAGUGGUUCAGAACCCGAAUCUUCAUCGCUUGGUUAAUUUUAACUGGAAAUAACUAUUAUGGAAUGGGAAUAUCAAGACUUUACAGUAGCUAGCAUCUUCAGUUUAAUAUUUGUUGCUUCUGAAAGCUUUAGGAGCAGUUAGUUUACAUGGUCAGGGUAGACAGGAAUCGCUAGCUUGUUACUUAGCUUUGUAGUAUUCAUAUGAGUAAGGUGUUCUUUGGCUUUGAAUGCAAAUAGUGCUUUGUAAAUAAGUUGAUGAUUGUCUGGUUAGCUCUUUCUUAGUGUUUGCAAGGAAAUGUAUUUGAAUGAUUCUUGUUUUGUAAAUAGCUUGAAAAAGUUGCAUUUAAUAACUUUGCCUCUAUGCUCUUAUGAGAUAAUUUUAUUUUCUUC
Dendrobium catenatum is the source of this 2429-nucleotide messenger RNA. Its product is annotated as 65-kDa microtubule-associated protein 6. Gene Ontology annotation, molecular function: microtubule binding. The record is from RefSeq and is a predicted model, not a curated record. Gene Ontology annotation, biological process: microtubule cytoskeleton organization. Lineage: Eukaryota; Viridiplantae; Streptophyta; Magnoliopsida; Asparagales; Orchidaceae. Gene Ontology annotation, cellular component: cytoplasm; spindle. The transcript is spliced from 13 exons. Bases 286 to 2076 code for a protein of 596 amino acids.